Messenger RNA from Anolis sagrei ordinatus, 1354 nucleotides. RefSeq names its product SRY-box transcription factor 21 (gene SOX21). The record is from RefSeq and is a predicted model, not a curated record. Lineage: Eukaryota; Metazoa; Chordata; Lepidosauria; Squamata; Anolidae. Gene Ontology annotation, molecular function: DNA-binding transcription factor activity, RNA polymerase II-specific; RNA polymerase II cis-regulatory region sequence-specific DNA binding. Gene Ontology annotation, biological process: negative regulation of transcription by RNA polymerase II; anatomical structure morphogenesis; positive regulation of transcription by RNA polymerase II.
UCCCGAAAGCAUGGCAGGCGAGGAAGAGCUUCAGAGAAGGAAAGUUUAGAGGCCCAAAGCAAGGGCAGCCGGAGGAGGAGGAGCAGCAGCAGCAGCAGCAACUCCAUCCCGCGCACCUGCGCUCCCCGAUUUCACCUUUCCUUGGCUUGACUUCCCCCUUGGAAGGCGGACUCUUCCUGGGAGCGGCUCCCGAUGCCCGCGCUGAGGCCGAGCGCAGCCAGGUUGCCGGCAGACUGAAGGAGGGAGGGAGGGAGGGAGGGAGGGAGGAGGGAGUUCCUGGAGCUCGCGCGCCCCUCGGAGCCACCAUUGAUUUCCUGCGCGUGGCGCGCGGCGAGGGGCUGGGCGCCGUCGCGGUGGCCGUGGCCUCUGCCGCCGCCGGCGGAGGAGGAGGAGGAGGAGUGGGCGGCAUGGCGAAGCCGUCGGAGCACGUCAAGCGGCCCAUGAACGCCUUCAUGGUGUGGUCGCGGGCGCAGCGGCGGAAGAUGGCGCAGGAGAACCCCAAGAUGCACAACUCAGAGAUCUCCAAGCGGCUGGGCGCGGAGUGGAAGCUGCUCUCGGAGGCGGAGAAGCGGCCCUUCAUCGACGAGGCCAAGCGCCUCCGCGCCAUGCACAUGAAGGAGCACCCGGACUACAAGUACCGCCCGCGCCGCAAGCCCAAGACGCUGCUCAAGAAGGACAAGUUCGCCUUCCCCGUGGUGGGGCCCUACGCCCUCCCGCCCGAGGAGCACCACCCGCACCACCACCACCACCACCCUUUGGGCGCCCACCACCCGCACCACGCGCACCUCAAGGCCUCCUCCGCCGCCUUCCACGGCCACGAGGCGCUGCUCAACCCGGAGAAGGCCGCCGCCGCCGCAGCCGCCGCCGCCGCGCGCGUCUUCUUCCCUCCGAGCGUGGGGCCCUACUCACUCCUGGACCUGGGCUCCAAGAUGGCCGCGGAGAUCUCCUCCUCUUCCUCCUCCUCGACGUCCUCCGGGUCGGUGACCACGGCGGCGGGGCUGCCCUACACGGCGUCUUCAUUGGCUUACCCGACGGUGGGCGCCUUCCACGCGGCGGCGGCGGCAGCAGCGGGGGCCCACACUCACUCGCACCCGUCGCCGGGCAAUCCAGGCUACAUGAUCCCCUGCAACUGCAGCGCCUGGCCCGGCCCGGGACUCCAGCCUCCGCCGCUGGCCUACAUCCUCCUGCCCGGGAUGGGCAAGCCGCCCAUGGACCCUUACCCCGCCGCCGCCGCCUACGCUGCCGCCGCCGCCGCGCUAUGACCAUCGGAGCGACCGGCCUGGCGCGAGCGGCGCCGGGCUCCAUUCCCUGGACAGCCUAGGCCCAGCGCGCGAGGGAGGGAGGGGGAGAGGGA